Boeremia exigua is the source of this 459-nucleotide messenger RNA. Its product is annotated as 6-O-methylguanine DNA methyltransferase. Bases 1 to 459 code for a protein of 152 amino acids. NCBI's taxonomy places the organism in Eukaryota, Fungi, Ascomycota, Dothideomycetes, Pleosporales, Didymellaceae. The transcript has 4 exons. Gene Ontology annotation, biological process: DNA repair. Gene Ontology annotation, molecular function: catalytic activity. The record is from RefSeq and is a predicted model, not a curated record.
AUGGCACCAGGCGCGCGCUCGGAGGAAGCGUGGCUAUGGCAUACAGCAGUCUGUGAAGCGAUACAGGAGAUACCUUCUGGUAGAGUGACGACUUACGCGCACAUUGCAAGGCUGGUUGGGAAACCGCAGUGCCCGAGACAAGUCGGCGUUUGUCUCAAGCAUCUGCCUCCGCCAUCAACAGACCCAGAAAAGGAAAGCCCAGCCUUCCACAGUGGCAACGUGCCCUGGCAGCGCGUGAUCAACUCUAAAGGCGGCAUCAGCCCCAGAGGACCAGGCGCCGCAAGCCGUCAGGCUGAUGCCUUGAGAGCUGAAGGCGUGGAGGUCGACGAGGAUAGCAUGAACAUUUACACCGUCAACCUCAAAGACUAUGGGUGGUUCCCAGAUAUCCUUCCAAGUGAAACAGGUUUAUUAGAGAGCAGCGACGAAGACGAUGAGGAGACGGCAGCCUAUCACACCUGA